AUGCUCGAGCAUAUUGCAUACCAUUUUCUCGGAGAUGUGUCUUUGGACGAGGAGAGCUUGGCCCAAAUCGUUACCAAGUUGGAAAGCUCGGCUGCACACAAAACUCGAAUGGAAGGUGCAUUGGACAUCAAUGAAUCAUUUGACGUGCAGUUCGUAUCAAGAGACAUCGCUCAUUAUUCCGGGGAAUUUUCUCACUGGAACUUUUCUCAAAAACUACGUCGCAAGAUGAGCGGCCAAAUCGACCAUGUUGAUGCGCAGGUGAAAGAGUAUUGGCGACCAACUCAGCUCCAGUCAUCGCCCCAGACCCUGGUUGACUCGAUGACACAACUGCCGCCAAAGCCGAUUGCUGACUUUCUCAUCGGCAUAUUCUUCAAAUAUGCCGAGAUCAAUUCAUUUUACAUGGAGCGCAGGUGGAUCGAGGAGAAGGCAGAGAUUUGUUAUAACCCACAGACGGUAUACAACGCCAGUGACUUCCCUUGGGUGUGCUCGGUAUUUGCCGUUCUGGCUAUUGGCAUUCAGCUCGCCCACAUGGAGGACAAAGUACCUGAAUCUGACACAGAUCCAACCGAUGAGCUCAGGCUAUGCUCCGAGGACUCGGUUGGUCUAGUAUUCUACCACGUGGCAUGCAGACUCAUACCGGACGUUCUCUUGGUUGCAUCCCAUGAAAGUGUACAGGCAUUUUUGCUUCUUGCAACGUACUCACUCCCUGUUUCCACCGGAGGGCUUGCCUACACAUACUACGGCCUUGCAAUGAAGAUGGCAAUCCAAAACGGUAUGCAUCGCCAAUAUCCCGACGGCGACCGUGAUUCAAAAACAAUUGAGACAAGAAAUCGCCUUUUUUGGACGACGUACUCUAUUGAAAGAUAUAUCAGCAUAAUGCAUGGACGUCCUAUCUCCAUUGCAAAGUCAGAAAUCAAUGCGGAUAUGCCAACAAAUUGUCCCACGUUUACAUCGCCGAGAUUUUCGAACAUGAUGGCAUUCCACACGUUGAUAUCCUACCUAGGGGAAAUUUCGGAAACACUUGCACAGUUCAAGAGGUGCCCAAGAAGACUUCUAUCGGAGUAUUCAGAUCGGCUGUUGCAAUUAAGGGUUCGUAUUAAGCAGUGGUGGGAUACCCUGCCUGCAACCGAAGAGUGCCGUGACCUUUGCUCUCAAGGCCCGUUAUUCCGACAGAACUCGCAUCUGAAACUAUGCUAUCUUCUCAUAUAUGUCUAUAUGGGCCGCCCGUUUAUUUUCAUCGGCGAUAACAAAUUGGAAACUGCGACGAAUGCAAUGCCGAUUGCAGAUCCUGAUGCUUGCAGAUCACGUCGAUCGACAUUGGUCGAAGACUGUGUGGCUAGCGCAUUAGACAUUCUCAACACUCUUCAGUCUCUAUCAGACCAUGUUGGUCUCUGUCGCGCUUCCUAUAAUGAAUUCGGCGCGUGUAGAGCAGCUUUACUCGUGAUCCUUGCUGAAAGCCUCAGCUCCGGAAAAUCACAGAGGCUUCAGGACGGCCUCCGACGCGGGAUGACUCUCAUACGCCAGAUGAUCGGGGGCAGCUCGACUCAGUCUGAGAUUUCAUAUAUUGAGUCGAUCGAGGCAGCAAUCAGUCAAUAUUUAGCCACCCCGGAACGCGAUGUUGUGCCUCAGUCGAACCCGGUUCAAAGUCCUACUUCUGCAUACUCAAAAUUCAAGGACUGGACAAGAGCACUCAAAAAGGAUAAAUCUACAGUUGAGAAUCGAGAUUUGACCUCAUUCAGUCCGCUUUCGCAUCUCACGCCGGGAACAGAAAGCCUUGCAAAUCCCCAGCUCGAUGAUAUCAAUGAUUUCUUCAAUUCUGGGUGGUCAAAUGCAGAUGUCGAAUUUGACACUAAUAUCCUUUCAUUGCUGUCUGAAUAA
Penicillium olsonii is the source of this 1878-nucleotide messenger RNA. NCBI's taxonomy places the organism in Eukaryota, Fungi, Ascomycota, Eurotiomycetes, Eurotiales, Aspergillaceae. The record is from the annotation of a GenBank genome assembly.